AUGUCUUGUUCAGAAUCUGCACCGCUACUCGAAAAUGGUGGCCAUAUGGGUCAUAGGAACCUCCCCUUUUCUCGUGUUGUCAACUUCAUGAAAGGCGAGGGCGAGCCAUCAUGGACAGAAUCGUUCAAGUUCUUUAUUUUUGGGACAUGGUUCAAUAUCCUACUCGUAUUUGUACCUUUAAGCUUCAUCUCACACAACUUGGACUGGGACGUUGGCCUUGUGUUUUUGUUUAGCUCUAUGGCCAUCGUGCCCUUGGCUAAGCUGUUGGGCGAGGCAACAGAUCAGUUAUCUGUCAAAUUAGGAGAAACAAUCUCAGGUCUCCUUAAUGCAUCCUUUGGGAAUGCCUUGGAAAUUAUCGUUGGUGUUGCUGCUUUACUCAACGGUCAAUUGCGGAUUGUUCAGAUGUCUAUGAUUGGAUCGAUCUUGUUAAACAUAUUGCUCGUCCUUGGUUGUUCGUUUCUCGCCGGUGGGUUAUAUCAUACACAAGGAUUUUUCAAUGGUACUGGGGCUCAGACGUGCCUUAUGACUCUGUUAUGCAUCACGCUUGUUGUUCUUGCGGCAUAUACAAGUACUACAGACGCUGGAAUGCAGAAUCGUUGCAGUGAUCUCGAUGAAUGUCCCACUGCGGGUCUUCUCUUUAUCUCCAGAGGAACUGCCAUAUUGCUCCUAGGGGUUUACUGUGCCUACCUUUGGGUUGAGUUAAAAACUCAUCACUUUCUCUUCAUCGCACCUUCUUCACCUACGGCUGAACAAAACAAUGAGGUAACGGUAGCAUUGGCAGAAACGGAGGAAACGGAACCUCGCAUAGGAACAGCCGCUGCCGGUGUUGCACUUUUAUCGGCCACUUUCAUUACCGCAUUUUGUGCUGAGUAUCUGGUUGCCUCCAUCGAGGCGACUGCAGUCCGCUAUUCCAUCCCGGAGGCCUUUAUUGGUGUUAUCUUGUUGCCGAUCGUAGGAAAUGCCACAGAACAUGUCACUUCAGUCUGGAUGGCAAUGAAGAAUAAAUACGAGCUCACCAUCACCAUUUGCGUUGGGAGUUCGAUUCAAAUUGCCUGCCUCGUAGUUCCACUUCUUGUGAUCGUCGGUUGGAUCGUCGGCCAACCCCUGACGUUGCACUUCCACAACUUCGAGACAGUCGUCCUCUUUGCAUCUGUCUUUCUAGUCUAUCUAUUGCUCAUGGAUGGAACUGCCAAUUAUCUGGAAGGUCUCAUACUCCUUACCCUCUACUUGGUCAUCGCCCUCGCAUGUGAGUUACCCAUUGAGCCCUUUAAUCACCUUCUCAUUGCCAUUAGUUUGGGUAACCUGAGAUACCACCGAUUAUUGCCAUUAUUGGCGGCACUAACAUAG
Molecule: messenger RNA, 1347 nt
Organism: Suillus subaureus
Lineage: Eukaryota; Fungi; Basidiomycota; Agaricomycetes; Boletales; Suillaceae
Product: Sodium/calcium exchanger protein-domain-containing protein
Exons: 15
Coding region: 1-1347 (448 amino acids)
Biological process (GO): intracellular calcium ion homeostasis; calcium ion transmembrane transport
Cellular component (GO): fungal-type vacuole membrane
Molecular function (GO): calcium:proton antiporter activity
Source: RefSeq, a predicted model, not a curated record